Molecule: messenger RNA, 1299 nt
Organism: Aspergillus welwitschiae
Lineage: Eukaryota; Fungi; Ascomycota; Eurotiomycetes; Eurotiales; Aspergillaceae
Product: NAD(P)-binding protein
Exons: 1
Coding region: 44-1168 (374 amino acids)
Source: RefSeq, a predicted model, not a curated record
GAUCCAUACAGCCUCGCACUACAACAACUUACUACGGUGAGACAUGACAUCCUCACCCGUCCGUAAGAUCGAAAGGAUUACUAUACACGGAGUAAGCACUAAGCAACAGCUUAGGCAGCACGACAACUAUAAAUCUCUCCCUCUGCACCCACCUCAAUGCCAACCACACUCCUAUCAAUCACAAUUCACACCUCAGCCCAACACUUCCACAAACCAAACACAAACAAUGUCUCCCAAAAGCAUCCUCGUCCUCAGCGCCACCGGCAACCAAGGCCGCGGCGUCGUCCAGCACUGCCUAUCGGCAGGUCACUCCGUCUCCGCCUACGUGCGCAACCCAGCCAGCAGCGCUGCAGUCCAACUCGCAGAACAAGGCGCGACCCUUAUCACAGGCGACCUCGACGACCUGGAAUCUCUCCGCACGGCGACACAAAACGUGGACGCCGUGUUCUUCACCGAAGUGCAAACCGGCAACCGUGAGCUCGAUCUCAAGCGCAUGGAGAACGUGAUCCUCGCUGCGCAGGAAUCGUCCACGAUCUCGCAUAUUAUUCUCUCUACAGCGCUCAAGACAGGCCAGCAUGAGUCAUUCCCCGGGUGGGAGGGCGGUGCGCACCCAAUGAAGGAGUACUGGCUCCAGAAGCAUGCGCUGGAGAACCGUGUCCGUGAGGCUGCGGCAGCGAAGAAUGGGGGCCGCUGGACGAUUAUCCGACCGGGCCACUUCCUUCAGAAUCUCCUGCCGUCGGUGCGGGACUUCAUGUUCCCUGGCUUCAAGGAAGAGCGGGUCUUGCGCGUGGCGUAUCGGGCCGGGACGGAGCUGCCGUUGGUGGAUGCGCGGGAUGUGGGGAUUGUGGUUGCGGCUGCGGUUAAGGAGCCCGAGCGGUUUGCGAACAAGGCUAUUGAUGUCGCGGUGGAGGUGGUCACGGUGGAGCAGUUGGCGGGGAAGAUUGGGAAGGUGGUGGGUGAAGAGGUAAAGGUGGAGUUUUUGGACGAUGAGGUCGUGGAUGGGAUGAUCAAGGAGGGGCAUCUUGGUGCUGCUUCGUCAAGAUGGGCCGAUGAGGUGCCCGGUGGGGAUGGUGUGAGUAACUGUCGCGAGGACUUGGGGGCUUUGGCGGAGGGACUUACUUCCGUGGAUGCGUUCUUGAAGGAGAAUGGGAAGGAGAUCUUGGCUUGAUGCUGAGGAUGGUGUUGAAAGUGAGAUAAGGUAGUUGGUUUGUUUGAAGGAUGCUGGAUGGCAAUAUGUAUAGAACUGUUCAUGUGUUUCUGCAAUGUGUGAUUAUUUGGGAAUUUUAUUGAUGUCUUGUG